Colletotrichum siamense is the source of this 4800-nucleotide messenger RNA. RefSeq names its product Tuberous sclerosis 2 protein-like protein. Gene Ontology annotation, biological process: positive regulation of GTPase activity; regulation of small GTPase mediated signal transduction; negative regulation of TOR signaling. The record is from RefSeq and is a predicted model, not a curated record. The transcript has a single exon. Gene Ontology annotation, molecular function: GTPase activator activity. Gene Ontology annotation, cellular component: cytoplasm; nucleus; TSC1-TSC2 complex. Bases 1 to 4800 code for a protein of 1599 amino acids. Lineage: Eukaryota; Fungi; Ascomycota; Sordariomycetes; Glomerellales; Glomerellaceae.
AUGUCCCCUUCGCCAGGAGAUGCGCCUUCAUCGCCAGACUCGAGUCGCCCUGGCGGCCUGGCGAGCGUCUUCAAAGGCUUGACGGGUGCCAAGUUGACCAAAUCUCCUCCGCCGAGCCUCAAAUCUACCUCGUCGAUCCUCUCUCCCAUCGCCGACACCGUGAAUGCCACCCGCACUACCCUGACUCUGUCGCCGAACCACAUGGAGUCCUUUGAGUUGCUGAAGAGCGGGAACGGCACCGCCGCCGAUCGCGUUUCUGCCGCAAACUCCCUUCGAUAUGCCGUGUCCGAAUAUCCCAUGAACCCUGUCCAGGAUAUCUGGUACGCUGCGAAGGACAUGAUCGAUGCGACAAAGACAGAUGCGGAACGUCUCGCUGGUUGGGAGCUUCUUUCAGAAUGCGUCAAACACAAGGAGGCCUCGGACCUCGAUCGCAAAGAGUACUUCCAAACUCUCACUGCACCCGCGAACCCGGACGAUUUCCACCUACAACUGGCUGCUGUCGUGGACCUCACCAAGCAUGGAAGACAGCUGAAUGGUUUCGAUUACGAUGUGAUACCUUUGCUACGAAGUUGGCUUUGCGACGCCUACAAGGCCGUCAAAGCCGCAAGGAAACAAGCUAGUCGAGAUGCGAAGAAAAACACCAAAUCCAGGGUCUCUGUGGCUGGAGAGGAAAAGAACCUGCAUCAGCUAUUCGUUUUCAUCAGCGAGGUCAUCAAGUUUGGAUCCAACGUAGCCGAUGAGGCUGCAAUGUCCGGUUUGAUGAAGGCGCUGGUCGGCAUCUGUCUCAGCACAACUAUCGAAGACGACCUACGGGCUUCAAUCAGCGUUAUUGAUACUAUUGUGACGUUCGGCACCUUGCCUGUCGAAAGCUUCAAGGAGUGUGUACUUGUGCUGGGCUCGAUAUUCUGCCUGGUACCAAGCCUAUCCAAGACCGCAUGGCACACCAUAUCCAUAUUGCUGAAAUCGCACAAUGGCCCCGCCGCAGUGAGAGUAUUAGUCGACCUGUUGCGUCAUCUCCCGCCGGACGGCACCAGCAAAGGAAAGGACACCAGGGACAUCCGCGGCGUGCUCGCUGUCUUGGAGAAACUGCUCACAAAAAGCACUGAAAAGGGAUACCCGCCUGUGCCCUUUGCCCUACUCAUCGAUGGGUUGGUUGCUGCGGUCCACAGCACGGACUCAGGCCGAGUUCACUGCGCAAUUCUGAAGCUCGUCAACUCCCUGUUCCGCGACGGUGAUGGAAAGCUUCAUAAUCUGAUCAUCGAGGAAGACUGGUCGAAAUUACUGGAUGUGGCCAUGGAAUGUUCAAAAAAGGCCUCACCAAACAUGGUGACCGGUAUCGGUUUAAUAGCCCCGGAGACAGAACCUGACCGACCAGACGAAGCUAUUGGCCUCGAGCUGUUGAAGCUCAUCGCGCGUCUAGAAGAGUUGGCCACUAACAAGUCCGGCGAUUUUGUUCAGCGACAGAUAAUCAUCAGAUUCUUCACCAACAUUCAUGCCCGACUUCCAGAUUCUGCGGCACGGGUUGUUCUCACAUACUUCCAGGAAUUCCGAUGCUGCUCUCCUUCGGAUCUGCAGUGGGAAGAAAACUUAUCUCUGGUCCUGUCGGAAUUCUAUGCCAAUCGGAACCGAACUUCUCAGACUCGUCUUCUAGCCCUUCAGGCUGUCACCGAGUCUUACGACAUGAUGGACCUCAUUGGAGAGGGUUUAGGCGAUGACAUCGUUCCGAAUCUGAUUAAAGACCUUCUGAGAGACAUAGCUGAUGAGACCAACCUGCUGGUUCUUGAGGCAGUCGUCUCAUUUAUGGUUUCUGUCUGUGUGUCUUCGGAUCGUGAACUUUUCGACUAUAUCACAGACACGUUGAGAACAAUUGUCAUGAACGAGCGGCUCUUGUCGCCAAUACCGUCGUCAACGACAUCGCGGCCAACAACCCCGGUCAUGGCUGAUGCAGGUCCUGUCAAGAGCCAUACAGCUUCUGGUGUUGUGACAAGGGGUUAUGUUAAGCUUUUCAUGCGAUGCAUGAACUUGGACGGAGCCAAAAGUCUCAAACUUUACGACGCACUUGUCAAUAUCGCGAAAACAAGCUCUGGCAAAACGGAUGCUCGACUGGUAGCGAUGAAGCUUUUGUUCCGUCUGAGAGCCGAUUGGGCCAACAGGGUAUUCUUGAUCCAGGAUACAGAGUCAGAAGGCUUGGCGGCGACAUUGCAACACACAGGUUCGCUUCGAGGACGAAAGAAAAGUGAAGAUGCUCAACCUGCUAGAAACACGAGAGCAGACCAUGGCGCCGUAUCCCGUACUACGAGAGGAAUUUCCUUCAGCAGCUCGUCAACGCAAGACAGGAGCUUUCCCAUGCGCUCUGCCAGCGGCGCCAAACAGACGCAUCCUUACAAGCAGCUAUGGGUCCUGCCUGAUCCCGAGGCUUUGCCUGAGUCUCCAUCUGCAAUAGCAAGCCCUAUACUGGUGUCUCAUAUCGAAGAUUUGGAUACGACGGUCACUGAAGAAGGCGAGACAACUGUCGUGGAGACGAAACAAAUUGCAUUGAACAUGGAAGUAUGGCUUGACGCGAUUGUUCACAUUGUCGAGCACGGAGGCGAUUGGGAGGUCUACAGCAUGGUAUUGGUGCAUUUGCCUUCACAACUCACGAACCAUGCAAUCUUCCGGGGAGCUGUGCCGCAAAUCAAAGAGCUUCGGCGCGUGGUGUGUGAACAGAUUCGGACGAACAACUUUCAAGAGCCGCCCAAUUGUACCAGUCUGCGCCGCGCCGAUGUCGCCAUCUGCCUUUUCCACAGCCUGACCAUGAUAUUGAGCUAUCACGAGUUCUUCCUCAAGGACCAAGAGGACGAGAUUGUGCAAGCCUUUGUCAAGGGCAUAUCGACUUGGGAAAGGUGCGCCAAAUACUGCAUCCACGCUCUGUCAAUCUGUUGCCACGAAUUACCUCUGUCCACCAGCAAGACUCUAGUACAAAUGUUGCAGAAGAUGGCGCAAAUCAUUACCCAACCACAUGUCGCUAUGCACAUUCUGGAGUUUCUUGCAUGUCUGAGCAGAAUGCAAAAUUUGUACGUCAACUUCAGGGAAGAUGAGUAUCGCAUCGUAUUUGGUAUUUGCGUCAGAUACCUACAGUACGUACGAGACAAGAAACAAACCCAACGAGGCAGCCUCCACAGCGAAGCAGCAACGCCAACCGGGACCUCAGCGCCAGAUAUUUUGCAUCCAAACGCGGCAGAUGACCUGCCUCAAUAUGUGUAUGCUUUGGCAUACCAUGUCAUUACUUUCUGGUUCUUGGCCCUGAAGCUCCCGGAUCGUGCUAACCAUGUUGGAUGGAUUGCCAAGAACUUGCUCACGGAUGUCGACGGUGGACAAAAUCCUGAGGAACAAGCUUUGGUCACGCUCGACUUCAUGCAAAGAGUCGCUUUCGCCGACGCCGAUGAAUCUUCGGAAGAUUUACUCUUUACGAAAGAAAGAUUUGGAGAGAUCCUGAAGCGCAGAUGGCUCAUGGGUAAUAGCAUCGUGACAAUUGAACAGUCGACGACCACUGGGUGGUCCCAGAUCACUAAGCGGCAACCUUCUGGGACGUCAUCUUACAUUGUCCACGAGAACUUCCGACCACGUCCGGCACACCAAGCACAGUACAUAUCCGAUGUUUCGAGAGACGGGCAAUUGACCAACAACAACAUCCUGCCUAGCCACUUAAUGGUGCAGUUGAUGACCUCAACCCCGCAGACCGCCGACGGAGCUCGCCCAAUUCCCCUUCCCGAUGAUGAAGCGGUGCAGAGAGCCAUGAGGGUGUUUGACCGCAAUUCGACUGUGGACGGACACAAGGUCGGAGUCGUUUACAUUGGCGAAGGUCAAACGCAAGAAGCCGAGAUUCUUGCCAACGUCUCAGGUAGUAGCGACUACGUGACGUUCCUCAACGGCUUGGGCACUCUCACAAAACUGAAGGGUUCCAAGUUCAAUUCACAGGGCCUGGAUAGGGAAUACGACACUGACGGCGAGUACACAUUUUGCUGGCGCGACAAGGUUACAGAAAUGGUCUUCCACGUCACUACGCAAAUGCCCACGAACCUUGAGCGAGACCCAAUCUGUAUCAACAAAAAGCGACACAUCGGCAACGACUUCGUCAAUAUCAUUUUCAACGAUUCCGGAACGCCCUUCAAGUUCGAUACUUUUCCUAGCGAAUUCAACUAUGUCAAUAUCGUCAUCACUCCAGAAUCGAGAGCAGGAUUCCUCGCCAUGCGAGAAAACCCACCAAGCGAAAAGCACCCGCCUUUCUAUAAGGUGCAGGUCAUGAGCAAGCCUGGUUUUCCUGAAAUCUCACCAGCGUCUGAGACGAAGAUGGUCAGUUUGAGAGCGCUCCCAGGUUUCAUACGCUUGCUAGCGCUCAACGCGUCCGUUUUCUGUCUGGUUUGGGCAAACCGCGAAGUCGGCGAGCAUAUCAGUUCUUGGCGUAACCGACUCAGGGAGAUCAAGCGCCUUCGUGAGAAAUUUGGCCCUAAGAAUGCGCCAAACACACACGCUCCACUCAACCACAUCAACAGUGCCUUGACACCAUCACCACCGCCCACCUCACUAGGCGGCGCUGUCGUCGGCCCCAAUCCAUUGGGACCGGAUGCCAAAUCAGCCAGCGUGCGCGACAGCUUCAGCAGCCUCCGCCGAUCCUCAGUCGCCACCUUCUUCACGAGCACGAGCGAACAAACGAGCCACCGCAGCUCAAUGCUCUCCACCACAACCAACGAUACCGAGAUUGUAACAGCCAACGGACUGGACUCUCUCGUAGAGUCGGUAGACUUUUCUAAAUGGGCGUAA